Cladocopium goreaui is the source of this 456-nucleotide messenger RNA. NCBI's taxonomy places the organism in Eukaryota, Dinophyceae, Suessiales, Symbiodiniaceae. The record is from the annotation of a GenBank genome assembly.
GUUUCCACAGCUGGGCCAUGUCAUCCCUGGUCCCCGAAGAAGCGCAACUUUGGAAGGCGAAAGUGCUUCCAUUCUUCGAUGAAUUUGCAUCCACAUGUUCCUCUUCCAGGAGGUCUCCGGGAUGCACCGCCGAGAGUUUCUUCGACACCAAGGCCUCCAAAACCUCAGAGACUUGGAACAGCGGCAACUCCAUGAAGACGGUUGGAACACCUUCAGGUAGCAAGGCAGCCGUGAAGCCGCCCAGUACCCCACAAGAGGUGGGCCAAUGGCUGUCCUCCCAUGAUGCCCUGCAGAGCGUCACAGGUGAUGCCAUGAAAUCCGCCUGCGGCUGGUCCUCUGGCUUCCGGAAAGAUCCCAUGAGCAUGGAGGAAGUGUUGAAUGUGCGCAUCUUGGAGCGUAGCAACGCGGCCUUCGCCAAGCGAAAGAAGGAGUCCACGGAGUCGGACGCCGGAAGCA